Penicillium antarcticum is the source of this 1773-nucleotide messenger RNA. Its product is annotated as Zn(II)2Cys6 transcription factor. The record is from RefSeq and is a predicted model, not a curated record. Gene Ontology annotation, molecular function: transcription cis-regulatory region binding; zinc ion binding; DNA-binding transcription factor activity, RNA polymerase II-specific. Bases 1 to 1773 code for a protein of 590 amino acids. The transcript has a single exon. NCBI's taxonomy places the organism in Eukaryota, Fungi, Ascomycota, Eurotiomycetes, Eurotiales, Aspergillaceae. Gene Ontology annotation, cellular component: nucleus. Gene Ontology annotation, biological process: positive regulation of transcription by RNA polymerase II.
AUGGAACAAGAAAGAAGGAAAGACGGCAAGGCACCGGUCCGUUCCCACCAUGGUUGCACAAACUGCCGCCGAAGCAAAGUCAAAUGCGACGAGCAAAAGCCAAGCUGCACUCGAUGUUGGCAGAAAGACCUGCAAUGCUCCAGCAACUACCAGCUGAAAUGGGAAUCCGAUUACCGUUAUCGUGGGGUCGCCUUUGGCAGAUCUGGCCGCUGGGGUAAAAACUCAUCUGAAAACCGGCAGACCCCAAGCCCAACGGGAUCCAGUCCAGCUUUCCCGGAGGAGGCUAUAUGGCUUGUGACCCCACGGGUCGAUACCUGGGCAUUUCUUAAUAAUGAUAUGUCUCUUAUCCAACGGCUUUGUGAUGAGGAAGAAAACCACACCGAACCGUAUCUCUUGCCAGCUUUCAAUGCCAAAAUGGUCAUUGGCGAGCAAGGACCUCGUGGUCCAAGACCAUUAUCAGCCUCAUCACCAUUGCCUUACAUUCAACAGUCUUUGGAGAUGGACGAGACAUUGACGCAGCACCUCCCAUCAUCCCUCUCCCUGUUCCCAUCCCUAGACUCCCUAGGGAAUCGAGUCCUAUUCGAUUAUUACAUCAACCAAGUAUGCCCACGAACAGUACAUAGCCCAAAUUCAAAAUCACCCUUCGCAUCUGUCAUUCUCCCAUACUGUGUAUCAGCCUCGCCGACAGUCCUACGAGCAAUCCAAGCCCUGGCCGCGUGCCAUUGGUCCCAAUACGACCCCCAAUACAGCAACAUCAGCCUACAAUUGAAGUCCCGAGUUCUGAAUGAUUUCCGAAAACGAAUCAAUCUCAACCCCACUUCCAUUUUUGCAGAAGAUCCUGAAAUCUUGGUCAUCGUCUUGUUCCUCUGUCUCUUCGACAUUGUUGAUGAUUGUGAUAAACAGUGGAUUGUCCAUCUGCAAGGAGCGAAGGAUAUAAUUCGACUAAGGAGACGACAGCAACGUUUAUUAACGGAGAAAAAUGAAACCGAAAGUCAAUGUAUACCGCAAGACCCAGUAUCAUCGUUUACGGAACUUUUUUUUGCAUUCCAAGAUGUCAUGGGCCGAACUGCGUGCGCAAAGGCAGACCUUUUUGGUCCGAGUUAUUGGCACGAAGAUGAUACAACCAUAAAUCCUUGGAUGGGCUGCAGUCCGGCCCUUGUCUCAAUUAUAUUCGCUGUCAUGGAUCUGAGUCGGUCUCGACGACUUAUGGUUUCAGAUGAGGAUCAGAUGUCUUUCAGUACUCAAGCUGCUGCGUUGAGCAACAAGCUAGAUACACUUCGACAAGAGUCUCAUACUGGCGAAGAGGAAGAUCUGACUAUCCACAAAAUCGCCGAACUGAAACGGCUCACUGGUAUUGUCUACUUGAAAUGCGCAUUAUAUGGCGCGCACCCAGCAGAAGACACGAUCAAGACAUACAUCCGGAUGAUAUUGAAAGAUGUCAUUGAAUUACUAGCUCUAGAAUCAGCGUGUCACGUCAUCUGGCCUCUCUUCGUCGCCGCUGUAGAACUGGAUCCCCUUGACUUUGAGCUCUGGAUAGAUCCAGAGACUGGAUCUGUGACAGAUGGGAGAAGACUGGUUCUAGGGUUACUCGCUCGGAUGGCCAAGAAUAGUGUCUCGAGUGUGUCUCGCACGCGCGCGGUUAUUGAGCAGGUUUGGAAAUCUCGGGACUUUGAUCUAUUGAAGUCUUUCAAGCAGAAAAAAGCGUCUAUCGCGGCUUUAAAUGACUGGGAGAGAUACGUUGUCCCAUUAAGUGAUGCUUUGAGCUUAGUAUAA